AGUAAACGCACGCGGAAGAGGUUCACGAUUGUGUUGGCAGUUACCUCUCAGUCUGUGUUUAUGUAGAUUGUUAAGGGAUGAAUCAAUGUGGAACGGAAGAAAUUACCAGAGAUUACAGUAGUCAAUGUCCUGCACAAACGAAGCCUGGGAAGUUUCACAGGCUGGGAGAUUCGCAGCUUUCGCGAAGGUAACAAGCGGCCGUAUAGUUUAGUUCAGCACUGAAGGUGUCCCACCAUGUUGGAGUCCUAUGUCACCCCGCUCCUGAUGAGCUAUGUGAACCGCUACAUCAAGAACCUGAAGCCAUCAGACCUGCAGCUCUCGCUGUGGGGAGGGGAUGUGGUUCUCAGCAAGCUGGAGCUGAGGCUGGAUGUGCUGGAGCAGGAGCUGAAGUUGCCUUUCACAUUCCUGAGCGGCCACAUCCAUGAGCUGCGAAUCCACGUGCCUUGGACCAAGCUGGGCUCUGAGCCUGUGGUCAUUACCAUCAAUACCAUGGAGUGCAUAUUAAAACUGAAGGACGGCGCUCAGGACGACCAUGAGAGCUGCGGCUCCGGCUCCACGGGCCCCAGCGCCUCGGACAGCGCAAAGUUAUCCGCCAAGCCCCGCCGUGUCCCGCAGGCAGCCCCCGCUGACCCGGACCUGCCCCCAGGUUAUGUCCAGAGCCUGAUCAGACGAGUGGUGAACAACGUCAACAUCGUGGUGAACAACCUGAUCCUGAAGUACGUGGAGGACGACAUCGUGCUCUCAGUCAACAUCACCUCAGCUGACUGCUUCACUGUGGACGAGUUCUGGGACCGCGCCUUCAUGGACGUGACAGCCCCUGACCUCGUCCUGAGGAAAGCCAUCAAUUUCUCCGACUGCACCGUCUGCCUGGACAAGAGGAACGCCAGCGGGAAGAUUGAAUUCUACCAGGACCCGCUGCUCUACAAGUGCUCCUUCAGGACGCGUCUGCAUUUCACCUACGAUAACAUCAACGCCAAGAUCCCUUCUGUCAUUAAAAUCCAGACGAUGGUGGAGACUCUGAAGCUGUCCAUCACCGAUCAGCAGCUGCCCAUGUUCAUCCGCGUCAUGGAAUUGGGCAUCGCCCUGUACUAUGGGGAGCUCGGAGGGCAGAGGGACCGUGAGACGGAUGAGGCGGACAGCCACAGCCGGGAGGUCGGCCUCAACGUUCCCGGGUUUGACUCGUUAAACUGUCUCGGCAGGUGGGUGCUGGGCUGUGGUGUGCGUGUGCACGUGCACGUGCGCGUGCACGAGGCCCACGUGUGUCUCCUGCCCGGAGUAGGAAAGGUAGAGCUGGAAAGAAUGAUGUCACUUGUGGACCCUGUGUGUCCACUUCUGUGUCCUGUCUCUGAGCAGCUGACCGAGACCCAGGCAGAGAGCAGCUACUACAGCCCCCAGAAGGUCAAGUCCAGGGAGGUGCUCUGCUUGGAAGAGGAAGGCAUCACCAUUGAGGUGCUAAUGAUGGGGGAGCCCUUUUUCAACUGUCAGAUUGGUUUCGUGGGCUGCCGGGCACUCUGCAUGAAGACAAUCAUGGGAGUGAAGGACUUUGAGGACAACAUGAACCGAUGCGAUGAGGAUGCUGUCUUCUUCAGCUGCGGCCAGCCCCUCAGCGUCAAGGGGAACACCUACCUGACCAACUCGCUGUUUGACUACCGUAGCCCCGAGAACAACGGCGUCCGCGCCGAGUUCAUCCUUGACGCCGCCCAGCACAAGGAGACCUACACGGAGACGGCUGGCAUGCAGCGGUUCUCUGCCUUCUUUAUGGACUACCUCUACACGGCGGAGAACGUUGGCGGCUCAGACCACGUGGGCCAGCCAGACUGCCACUCGGCCAUGGGGAACGAGGCAGCCGGGCCAGCCCAGGAGACCUCGGAGAAGCGGCUGGUCGUCGGCCCGCUGGACAUCCAUCUCCACAGCAGCGCCGUCCACCGUGUCCUCAAGAUGGUGGCGUGUGCCCUGGACCACGAAUACGAGCCUUACUGCAGGCCUCAGUCAGAUGUUGGUGAGGACAGUCGAACCGCUCCUGGAGCCCAGGAGCUAGCUGGCCUGGAGGAGUUCAUCCCCACACGCCUCACCUCUGUCACCUUAAUCAAGGUGUCUGUCACAGUCCCCAUGGCUGAGUUCAAUCUUCUAGACCACCUGCUUCCCACGAUCUUGGAGCGAAAGGGCCCCUGCGCUCCCCCCAGCGUGCCUGCGUACCAGCCCGUGCGCCCGCUGCCCGCUCUGCGCCUCCAGGUGGACAAGGUGAAUCUGGAGCACUCAGUACCCAUGUACGCGUCGCACGUGGUUGGCGCCGUCAGCGGCCUGAGCCAGCCGUCAGACAGCUUGCUGCAUCACUGCUACGCCCACUGCUACCUGAAGGUGUUUGGCUUCCAGGUUGGACUCACAUCCAUGGACAGCAAUGGCUGCUUCCUGCCCCUGACUCCUAUCAUCCCCUCCUUCAGCACCGCUCUGUACGGCAAGCUGCUCCGCCUGCCCGCCCUCUGGACCAAGCGGUCUAGCGUCCCCAUCACGGAGUGCAUAUUCGAGCUGCCCCACUUCAGCUUGCAGGCCACCCGGUCGCAGACGCUUCUGCUACAGGCCAUCUGCCAGAGCUGGACGCACAGCCUGGGGAACGGCCUCUCCCCCGGGGUGAGCGACGCCCUGCUGCACGAGGUCUACAAAGCACCAGGUGCGAAGUCGCCGAGCUGGUCGCCGACCCUGGAGGGCUCCGUGCAGAACGUGGAGCUGAAGUACUGCAGCCGGCCGGCAGUGAGGUGCGCUGCCGGGACCGUGGGAGCCGUGAAAGUCUGCGCCAGGACCCCAGGGGAGGGUGCCAAGGAGAAGCUGGUGCCUCUUAUCCAGGGCCCGUCAGACACCAGAGAGCUUCACACGAGCCGCUGGCUGAACGAGAUCCGCAAACCCGAGUCCCUGCUGGCCCCAGAUCUGCUGGCUUUCUCCGCACAGGUGCCCCAGCUGGGGGACGACUGCCGCAACUCCGGUGCCGUGCUGCUGGUCAGCGUACAGGGCAUUGCGGUCAACGUGGACCCUGUCUUUUGCACCUGGCUUCUGCACCAGCCGCAGCGGGGGGGCAGUGGCAGUCGCUCAUCCCAGCAGGCCCCCGGAGCUGUUCCCAUGACGGUGCCUGUGGCCAAGAGAAGGGAGGAUGAGGCCUCUGUAGGCAGCACCCCCCUGGUCAAGCAGCCGUCCAACCAGGCCUCGGAUUACGCCAGCAGCCCGGUCAAGACCAAAACCGUCACUGAGUCACGGCCCCUCUCCCUGCCAGUGAAGGUCAUGCCCACCAGCCCGCAGUCGUGGACCACCCCAGAGGAGCACAUGAAGGAACUCAUCAGUCGGGUGUGGGACGGCGUUAAACGGCUCACGCUUCAGGUGGAGCUGCAGUCAUGCUGCGUCUUCCUCCCCAACGACAGCCUGCCCUCCCCCAGCACCAUCGUGUGUGGCGACAUCCCGGGCACGGUGCGGAGCUGGUACCACAGCCAGGCCAGCAUGCCCGGCACGGUGGUGGUCUGCCUGCCGCAGGUCAGCGUGCUGAGCUCAGGCCACCGCCACAUGGAGCCGCUGCAGGAGGUGCCCUUCGUGGUGCCCCGGCCCAUCCUGGAAGAAGGUGACGCCUUCCCCUGGACAGUGACCCUGACGCAGUUCAGUGUGUACACCCUGCUGGGCCAGCAGCGUGCCCUCGGCCUGCUAGAACCCAUGGGAUGCACCUCCACGCUGGCAGUCACCUCGCACCGCGCCCAGGCCGCCUUCGUCGUCUGCCUGCACGUGGACCUGGAGCCGCUGCACGCCAAGUGCUCCAACCCACAGGUCCAGCUGCUUUAUGAGGUCUUCCAGAGCUGGAGCACCGCCUGGGCCCGUGUGCAGAAGCGAGGCACCCAGCGCCCUGCCCCCUGCUUGCCCGAACCCUCCCCAGGCCCUACACCCGGCCCCGGACCCUCCUCGCCUGUCCGGAGCAGCACUGGCACUGCCCUACCGGACACCAGCACCUGCAGCCCGUCCGCAGACUUCGGCUCCCCAACCGAGGGUGACUCUCUGCCGGCAGGGGAUGAAUCUCCGUCCCUGGAUACAGUCACCCUGGAGCAGAAGACCAGCAGCAUCGGUGGGGCCAGUGGGAAGGUCAGCCUGUGGAUGCAGUGGAUGUUACCAAAGGUCACAGUCAAGCUGUUUGCUCCGGACCCUGCUGCCAAAAGGACAGAGAUCUGUGUCAUCACCGAGCUGGAAGAUCUCAGUGCCUCUGUGGACGUGCAGGAUGUUUACACCAAGAUCAAGUGUAAAGUGGGCAGCCUGAACAUUGACCACUACAGGAACAGCCCGGAUGAUGGGCCACGUAGCCCGGGCCGCUGCGGAGGGGUGCUCCUCUCUUGUACUGACAAGCUGAACAGACGUACUGUGCUGGUUCGACCCGUCAGCAAGCAGGACCCUUUCAGCCGGUUCUUUGGCUUUUUUCCUCCUACAGCCGCCAAAGCUCUGGAAAUAUCUCAUCAGCAGCAUGGCUUCUUGUCCGUCACCUACACCCAAGCGGUCACCAAGAACGUGCGGCACAAGUUGACGUCGCGGCCGGAGCGAGGAGGGGGCCCCCGCGGCGGGGCGCCUCGGCUCACGGAGGGCCUGGCCGACGGCUCGCCCCAGUACCUGCGCGAGAUCCUGCUGUCGGUGCAGCCCUUCGAUGUGGUGCUCUCCUGCCCCCUGCUGGUCACCGCCAGCAGUGUCUUUCGGGUUAUUCCACCACGGAACCGACGACAUUGCCGAGAGGCGGGGCGGUCGGCGGCCGGCCAGCCAAUGCGCAGCCGGGCACUGACAUCCAGCAGCCUGCCGCUCAUCUACGUCAACACCAGCAUCAUCCGUAUCUUCUGCCCCAUGCCCCAGGACACAUCGCCAUCAGCAGACUCUAUGUUGAAGAAGGAGGAGGACACCCUGGUGCUGAAGAUCGGCUCCGUCAGCGUGGCCCCGCAGGCCGACAACCCGCUGAGCAGAACAGUACUGCGCAAGGAUGUAUACCAGCGGGCGCUGAACCUGGGCAUACUCAGGGACCCGGGCUCAGAGGUGGAGGACCGGCAGUACCAGGUGGACCUGCAGUGCAUCAACACUGGCACAGCCCACUGGGACCAGCUGAAGCCUGAGAAGGAGGGGGCCAAAGGGGGCCCACUGCUAGAGAGCGAGAGGAAUUCCCAGAAUCCCGCGCUGGAAUGGAACAUGGCCAGCAGCAUCCGACGGCAGCAGGACAGACGGGCCAUCCUCACGCCCAUCCUGACCGACUUCUCCGUGCGGGUGACGGCGGCUCCAGCCAUCAUCUUCAGCAAGCCGGCUACUCUGGACAACACCCAGGUGGAGGAGAUCGUGGUGUGUGGCCAUUCCCUGGAAGUCAACGUGACCACAAGCCUGGACUUCUUCUUCAGCGUGGCCCAGGUUCAGCUCCUGCAGCAGCUGCUCCAGGCCAACGUGGUGGGGAGCGAGGCCCCCGAGAAGGCCACUGAGGUGCGAUGUCAGGAGUCACACAGCACCUCCUCAUCCCGGCCCACCGCAGACUCUUCCUCCCGCCACAGCGGGGCGCAGGACAGCGGCUUUGGCAGCGACAGCGCUCACAUCCGCAUCGUGCAGAUCGAGCAGCAGAGCGGCGCCAGCCACCACCGCAUCGCCCGGCCUUCUCGCAAGUCCACCAUAAUAAAGAACCUCAGCUUCGUCCCCUUUGAUGUCUUCCUCACCGCCAGCCGCGUCUCCCUCAUGACCUAUGCCUCCGUCAGCGUCCCCGAUCACGCCGUUACCGCCACCUCCCCCGAAAAGAAGGCUGUCGACCGGGCAGGGAAGAGCGCUCUGAACAUGCCGGACGACGAACGAGACCCGACCGCCCAUGGGAUCUCCACACUGACGGCCGAGGACCUCCUGAACAGCAACACCCUCUCAGGCACGGCCGGCGGGCUCCUGUCCUUGGAGAGCCUGCAGGCUCCUAGCCGUUCGUCGGCCCGGCAGGCUCUGGGCGUGACCAUGGUGCGGCAGCCGGGCCGCAGGGGUUCCGGAGACCUGCUCCUGGAGCCGCUCCUCUACCUCCAGGUGUUCCAGCCUUCAGCUCUGCUCAGCUGCCAUCACCGCAAGCAGAAGCUGGAGCUGUCCGUCUUUGAUGUGGUGCUCAAGGGCGUUGCCGCUGACUACAAGUGCCUGGACAUGGGGAAGACUCUCCCCGAAGCCCUGGACUACAGCGUCUUCUGGCUGCAGACCGUGGCAGGCGAGGCCGACGGCAAGACGGGCAUCCCCCCUCCCCUGCUGUCCCUUCAGAUCAGGGACUUCCUCAGCGGGCAAGCGGAGCUCAGCAUCGAGCUGUCGCGCCCAUUGAAGGUCAUUCCGACGCUGACCAGGCUGGAACAGGCUAAGGCCUUCCUGAAGAAGAUCCUUCCGGAAGGCAGCGGCGAGUCCAGAAAAGCCCCCAGUCCUCCACAGCCGUCCCCCGCCAAGCCCACCGCGAGCAGGACAUCGACGGCCACGGAGGGCACCCUGCCCAAAUCGCAGCACUCCACAGGGAGGGCAGGAGCCCUGGCAGCCCUCGCUCCCUUCCAUCGGGCUUUGGUCCGUACGGCACAGAUCGUGGUCGUGCUGGAGGCGGAAAUCGCCCCGACUCAGCCAAGCCUGACACUGUCGGUUUCCGGGUUGACCGGCAGCCUGACCUUGAGGAACGGGCCCAAACCUGCAGACCCUCUGCAGGCAGCCUCCUUCCUGCUGGAGCUGCAGGACGUGCUGCUGAAGACGGGCCUGAGAGAUCGCUGCCGCCCCCUGCUGGGUCCCUUCUGCUGUAGCGCCGACCUGGAAGCUAAGUGGUGUCGCCAUGGUGGAAGCCCCGGACCAGAAGCGGGACCUCCGAAACUGCUGCUCGACCUCAAGGGGGGGCUGCUUCAGGUUUUCUGGGGGCAGGAGCAUCUGAACUGCCUGGUGCUGAUGCAGAAGCACCUGCAGGCUUACCUCCAGAAGGGCGGCGGUGUGGAGCUGCCGGGGGCUGGGGAGCAGCCGGAGAGCCACCAGCCGCCCCCCUCCCCUCACAUCCACAGCCCGAGGACGGAACACAGCACGGACGACCUGCGGACCGGCCUCUUCCAGUACAUCCAGGACUCAGCCUCCCGGAAGCUCCCCGGGACCCACGAGGUGAUGUUCUACAACGAGACCGACGACAGCCCCGGCGUGAUGCUGUGGCGAUACCCAGAGCCCCGCGCGCUCACCUUUGUGCGAAUCACGCCUGUGCCCUUCAACACCACGGAAGACCCCGACAUCAGCACAGCCGACCUGGGGGACGUGCUUAAGGUGCCGUGCAGCCUGGAGUAUUGGGACGAGCUGCAGCGGGCCUUCGUGCCGUACCGUGACUUCAGCCUGUCGGAGAGUGCUGUCUGCGAGCUUCCCCUGCCUAGCGUCUGCCCCGGCGACGACCAGAGGGACCUGGUGGCCUCAGACCUCUGGAGGAUCAUCCUGAACAGCACGGCGGACGGAGGGGACGGGCAGAGCUCAGACAGCGAAUCCGGCUCCCAGGCCCCCUGCGAACAGCUGGUGCCGCCUACCGCCCUGGCGGCCUGCACCCGCGUCGACUCCUGCUUCGCCCCCAGCUUCGUGCCCUCGGUGGGCGUGUCCGUUCAGCUGGCUCAGGUGGAGCUGCACCUGUGUCACCACUUGGAUCAGCUGGGCACAGCCCCUGCCCGGCACUUGCGGCCCUUCCUGCCAGACAGGAAGCUGCCGCAGGAGCAGGAGUACCUGGUGGGGGCGGCGAGGGAGCCGCGGGCGUACGCGCGGCAGUGGAGCACCGGCGGGCACCGCUCUCAGGAGCUCCACUUCUCGGCCGAGCUGGACUGCCGUCUGCUGGAGUACCGUAACCUGACCAUGCGGAGCCUGGUGCAGCCCUUCGCCGUGCGCGGCCAGGCCGCCGCCUCCUCGCGCGGGGCCCGACCGAGGCAGCUCCUGCUGGAAGGCAGCGUCUUCGUGGAGCCCGUCUUCAUCUCCGUCAGCCAGCACAGUGUCCACACGCUGGACAUGGCCGUGCAGGCCUGGCAGCAGAACCAGGAUACCAGCGCAGAGGAGCUGGUCCUCAGCCACUACGUGAUCUGCAAUGACACCCAUGAGACUCUGCGCUUCGGCCAGGUGGACACCGACGAGAACGUACUGCUGGCCAGCCUGCACAGUCACCAGUACAGCUGGCGCUCCCACAGGUCACCGCAGCUGCUGCACAUCUGCAUUGAGGGCUGGGGGAACUGGCGCUGGUCCGAACCAUUCAGUGUGGACAACGUUGGGAUGCUGCUGCGCACCAUCCAGUACAAAGGCAGGACCGCGUCGCUGAUCAUCAAGGUGCAGCAGCUCAACGGAGUGCAGAAGCAGAUCGUGAUCUGCGGCCGGCAGGUUAUGUGCAGCUACCUGUGUCAGGACAUCGACCUGCGGGUGGUGCAGCACUACGUUGGCCCCGACGGGCAGACAGUGGUGCGGGAGCAUGUGGAUUGCCUGGAGGCCGGCCGCAAGCUGCCCUCGUACGUGCUGGAGGAUGCAGAGAUGACCGAGCUGUGCGUGCGGGCGCGCGGGGACGAGGACUGGUCCCGGGACGUCCGGCUGGAGCGCCAGGAGCCGGGGGGCAGCUCUGUGGUGCAGGUUCCCUGCUCCAGUGGCUCUUUGCUGUACGUGUGGUGCACCCUCAUCACAGUCGAACCCAACUCCCACAUGCAGCAGAGGAUGGUGAUCUUUAGCCCGCUCUUCAUCAUGAGGAGUCAACUGCCAGAUCCCAUCAUCAUCCAUAUAGAGAAGAGGAGCCUGGGUCUGCGGGAAAGCCAGCUGGUCCCUGGGCAGGGCCAGGAGGAACCCCUGCUUAACGUGGAAUCGGACCUCACCCACCAUCUCACCUUCCAGGCCAGGGAGGAAGAGGACGUCUCUCAGUGUGCCGUGCCCAUCUCUACCGCUCUUAUCAAGCAGAUCGUCAACAAGGCGCCAGCGGGAGAGAGCCACGAGCACAUCCUGUGCGAUUUCUACGGGGCGGGCGACUCUGCCCUGCCACCGUGGCCGUACGUGAGGAAGGACGUGGACAGGCCUUCUCCGGAGCCGCUGGCCCAGUGGGACAGCCCCAUGCAGGUGAAGCUGUCCGCCUGGAAGCCAGGUCUCAACACCCUGCUCGUGGAGCUGCUGCCCUGGGCCCUGCUGGCCAAUCGCUCCCACUGGGACCUCUGGCUCUUCGAGGGCGAGAAGAUCGUGGUGCAGAUCCCGGCCGGGAAGGUCAUCGUGCCACCCAACUUCAAGGAGGCUUUCCAGAUUGGCAUCUACUGGGCUGACACCAACACGGUGCACAAGUCUGCCGCCCUCGAGCUGGUGCACGAGCUGACGUCCCCGCGUUGGAAGGAGGGCUCCGGAAGCGAUGUGCUGGCCCUCGACGAGGAGGGCUUCGUGGAGACCCAGAUCACGCUGGGUACCUUGCCGGGCCGACACAAGGUGUGCCAGUUCUGUGUGUCGUCCAUGGUGAGGCAUGGCAUCCAGAUCCUGCAGGUGGAGGACCGGACCAUCCUGGUGAACAACACACCCCACCUCCUCUAUUACAGGCCCCUGCUGUCCCACGGGGCCCUGGGAGUCUCAGAGCAGCCCUUUGACUGCCCAGAUACUACGGUUUGCUCCCUCCCCCCCGGCCAUGCCCUGGAUUCCCCCCAGACCUGCUCGGUCCCCUGCUGGGAUGUCCUAAGAUUGGACUCCCUGGCUGAGACGGAGGUUCUGCCUCCCCAAAGGCACAUGGUGUUCAGCAUCGCCCCAGAGGAAGGGCCAGGGUCUGUCCCCUGGAGUCUGCCAGCACCCAUCCGACCUGACUUCCCCCGCCAGAGCGUGGCGGUACCAGGAGCCCCAUGUGCUCGUACCGGGACCAGCACCAGGGCCCUGGUGAUGACGUAUCAGGAACACCUUGGCGUCACCUACAUCACGCUGAAUGAGGACCCCUGUCCCCACAUGCUAAUCCACAACCAGUGUCCCAUCCCCCUCCUGCUGAAGGAGAACCUCAGAGAGACCCCCCGGACUGAGGUGUACUGCCGGCUGCUCCCUGCCAACUCGUCCCUGCACCAUGAGCUGUACCAGCACUAUUCCAACUUUCCUGACUGCCGCCAGAAGGAGGCGCCAUCCACCCUGUUUCUGCGACUCGCACCCGAGGCGCAGACCUCUGCGGAGUGGACAGACGCCGUGGACAUCAGCUGCCCGGGCCCUCAGGUGCUCUUCCUCCCUAGCUUUGGCUGCCUGUACAUCCACGUCCAGCUCUGCAGUGGCACCAUCAUCCUCACACUGGCCCCUGAAGCCAAGAUGGACUCCAUCUUGAGUGAGCAGCACAGGCUGCCCAAGCGCACGCUGGCAUUCCAGGUGCUGCUGAGCGCGGCCAGCCUGGCGCUGCGUGAUGACAUCACCAGCCCCGCGGGCUCAGUGGAGCUGCUCCGCCUCACGUUGUCUAAGCUGCUCCUGAACUUGAGUCAGGCCCAGGCGGGCACCACUGGGGCAGGGCCAGCAGAGGGCGCCAUGCUGGAGAUGUACUGUGCCGGGCUUCAGCUGGACAAUCAGCUGUACCACCGUGCCAGCUUCCAUUUCCCCGUGCUGCUGUGCCAAGAAAAGUGGGCGGAGCCAGGCCCUUGGACGGCGGAGGCCAACCCUGCCAGCAUGCCGCACGGCCUCGAUGACUUCAAGGCCUCCUGCUCCCUGCGGCUCUGGCUGCUGCUGUCGGCCAACGGCCACGGCGUGGACGAGGUCAGCUUCCAGCUGGAGCCCGCCCGCGUCUACCUGGAGGACACCUUCGUCUACUACAUCAAGACGCUGUUCCACACGUACGUCCCGGAUGCAGUGCUGAAUGGGGGGCGGGGCCACGGGGCCAGCGACGUGCCCGAGGCCGUGCGGGAAUCGGUACGGGCACUAGUGCGUCCGCUGCGGCUGCGUCGGCUCUGCAUCCAGCCCGUGAGCCUGCUGGUGAGCGUGCACGCCUCGCUCAAGCUCUACAUCGCCUCGGACCACACGCCGCUGGCCUUCUCGCUGUUCGAGAGGGGCCCCAUCUGCACCACGGCCCGGCAGCUGGUCCACGCCCUGGCCAUGCACUACGCUGCUGGUGCCCUCUUCAGGGCAGGCUGGGUGGUGGGAUCCCUGGAGAUCCUGGGCAGCCCGGCCAGCCUGGUGCGCAGCGUGGGAAACGGCAUCUCCGACUUCUUCCGGCUGCCGUACGAGGGCCUGACCCGCGGGCCUGGUGCCUUCGUCAGCGGCGUCUCCCGUGGAACCACCUCAUUCGUCAAGCACAUCUCCAAAGGCACGCUGACGUCCAUCACCAACCUGGCCACCAGCCUGGCCCGCAACAUGGACCGGCUGUCUCUGGACGAGGACCAUUACACCCGUCAGGAGGAGUGGAGGAGGCAGCUGCCAGAGAGCCUGGGAGAUGGUCUACGGCAGGGCUUGUCCCGCCUGGGAAUCAGCCUUCUGGGUGCCAUCGCUGGGAUCGUCGACCAACCUAUGCAGAACUUCCAGAGGACCUGGGAGACCCCGGGCUCUGCCGGCAGCAAGGCCAAAGGCGUCAUCUCUGGAGUGGGGAAAGGCAUUGUGGGAGUCUUCACAAAACCUAUAGGGGGAGCAGCUGAGCUGGUCUCGCAGACUGGAUACGGCAUCCUGUACGGCGCUGGGCUCUGGCAGCUACCCAGACAGCUUCACCUCCCGACGGAGGACAGGUCGGCGGCGGCGCCCAACAGCCACGUGAAAUACGCCUGGAAGAUGCUGCAGUCCCUCGGCCGCCCCGAGGUGCACAUGGCGCUGGACGUGACCAUUGUGAGCGGCUCGGGGCAGGAGCACGCGGGCUGCCUGCUCCUCACCAGUGAGGUGCUCUUCGUGGUCAGCCUGAGCGAGGACACCCAGCAGCAGGCCUUCCCCGUCACCGAGGUGGAGUGCCGGGCGGAGCCGGGCCAGGAGGGCGUGCUCACCCUCACGCUGUGCCAGCAGAGGGUGGCCAGCGAGGCCGAGGGCGACGGUGGCCGGGAGCGUCUCACGGAGCAGCAGUACCAGCGGCUGGUGGAGUACGUGACCCGGGCCUCCCAGCACCUGUCCCUGUCGGGUAUGGCUUCACAGCAGCCCCCGGUCACCCCCGCUGAGCCCCCAGCUGCCAUCACCAAGACAUACCGCUACCUGGUAGAGCCCGCCUUUGCUCGCGUCUUCGUCAGCAAGUUCACCAUGGUCAAGAACAAGGCCUUACGCAUAGGCUUCCACUGAUCGGGGGGAGGGGUGGUCGCCUGUCCUCCCCCCGCACCAGCCAAGCUCACCGCUGAUUCCCUGAACACACUCCUCCUCCUCAACAUUUUAGCUCUCGUAAUUCUCCUGUUUGGAGAGUACAGGUUAAAUCGCCGGAUAUGAGAAGGCCUUAUACAUUUUAUGCAAAAGACAUUUAGAGUUACUACUUGAACCAAAAAUGUAAUAGAGAGAGAGGGGGGAAAGACUUCAAUGUUUGGUUUUUGAGGUGGUCAGUAACAUUUUUCCUGUACGCACCGGCAGUUUGCCGCUCGGAUGUUUAAGCUUCUUUUUCUCAUUUUAUUCCACAUGAUUCCAGAAGGAAGAAUCACUGUUUACAGGCGAUGUGUGUAACCGGAUCAAACUGACUUGCAGCUGUUUCUGUUACGGCCUUUUAUGUGCAAUAUAAAUAUCGUUUACUGAAGAGAAACAACAGUACCAACUUACACCAGAAUGGUCCCCAUUCAGAGAAUGUUCUCAUUAAUGCCAUGUGGUUCACACUCAUUAGGUAAAUUUAGCAUAAUUUUUUUACAUUCGUCUUGCCAAGUCUGCUUUCUGGAAGAAAAUGUAUUAAUGUUGGCUUUCUAAAAAUGUUGACACUAAGAUAGCUUUAUGUAAGAGAGGUUUUGUAAAACAUCUAAUGCUUUUACAUAGAGAUGACAAUCUUAUAUAGUUACAUAUUUGCAUAUUUAAUUCUAAUAAAAUGAAGUAACUUAAAGGUGAGAAUUAUUUUUUAAAAAAAGUAAAUACCAUAUAUUUCUGUGUACUUGGGUAUCCAAUAAUUGUUUAUAAGGAUGACAUUUCAAGCUAAGAAUACCACUAUGUGUUUUUGAUUAAAUUGAUCAAAGUUAACAUUAUAAAUUUAUUUUAGCAAAUUUAUGAAAUGUUCAGUUGAUACUUUGUGUAAAAAGUUUUCAUGCUUGGGGCUAUAGUAAUUAAAAAAUACACGGGAUUCAAA
Molecule: messenger RNA, 13177 nt
Organism: Paramormyrops kingsleyae
Lineage: Eukaryota; Metazoa; Chordata; Actinopteri; Osteoglossiformes; Mormyridae
Source: RefSeq, a predicted model, not a curated record